UCCCACGGGCGCUCGCCUCAUCCCACGUUUCAGAGAGCAGAGAAGAGAGGUGCGAGUCAGCCAGUCAGCUCUCUAACCGCACAGAGUUCACACAGAGAGGAGCUUCGGAGUUGCUUUGCGGUUACAGACAGCCGCACAGUUCUGUGCAGGAUUGCAGAGUUUCACCUGCCCGAGAUCACGGGACGCUACGGUUCACCUGAGCGGCACCAAAACGUCGUUUGCAUGAAACUGAAGCCAGAUAAAAGCAGUGGAUGCAGCCACGCUCCAUUUAAAGGAGGGUGGAAGAUUGGGAGACGCGCUGACGAGAACCCGGUUACGAGUAAAAGUUCCAAGCCCAGCCUGAAACGCAUCAUGUCCCUCAGCACCUUCCACCUCAUGCAGACCCUGAAGAACUCGCCCGCCGAGCUGCGGCGCAGAUUCCGCCGCGACCAGACGGAGUCCUUGUCCCACGGCGACCCUCUGUUCAAAGUGCACUACCUGGGGACGGAGAAGAUCUUUUCUCUGGACCGGGAGCAAGCAGAGGAGGCCAUUUCUCACUUGCUGGAGGGUAUCGCGAACGGGAAGAAGCUCAGGAAGGACCACGCCCUUGUCGUGCGGCCCAGAUACGUCGAGGUCAAAGAGCUGAGCACGGGUCGGCAGCUCACGAAGACCUACCUGCAGGACAUUGCGUACUGCGCCGCCGACACCAACCGGCCCAACGUCUUCUUGUACAUCUGCAAGCACCGGGGUCAGCAGCUGCAGUGUCGGGUGUUCUGGUGCAGCCGUGCGGAGCGAGCGCGGGACAUGACCGCCUGUCUGGGACUCUCCUUCCAGCGGGCGAUGAGCGACUGGCAGCAGACCGGCGUGGCCACGAUGCCGUCGGGAGAGGUGAAAGGAAAACUUGCAGAGGACUCGUCCAAUUCUCAAGUCAAAGCAAAGAGCUCCACGCUGCCAGCCGGUUUGGGAAAAGUUCGCUGGAGGAAGAGAGGCUCUGUAUCCCGCAGCCCCAUGAGAACAAUCACCAGAAGAGGAUCGUCCUCCGACAGCUUGAACUGAAACCUGUUCUUUUUUUUUUUUUUUUUGUUGUGGUCAGAUGUGGGACCACUUUAUUGACAACCUCGCUGAAGGGAAGAGACUGAUUG
Molecule: messenger RNA, 1121 nt
Organism: Haplochromis burtoni (Burton's mouthbrooder)
Lineage: Eukaryota; Metazoa; Chordata; Actinopteri; Cichliformes; Cichlidae
Exons: 3
Coding region: 223-1035 (270 amino acids)
Source: RefSeq, a predicted model, not a curated record